Molecule: messenger RNA, 615 nt
Organism: Drepanopeziza brunnea f. sp. 'multigermtubi' MB_m1
Lineage: Eukaryota; Fungi; Ascomycota; Leotiomycetes; Helotiales; Drepanopezizaceae
Source: RefSeq, a predicted model, not a curated record
AUGCAAAACAAAGGCCUGGUUGACUUUGACCAGAAGAGUCUGGCAACACCGCCAACCCGCCCAUCCUCUCUCCAGCAAAGCCCUAACGCACCAUCAGAAUACCACAAUAAAAUCCUAACCAAGCUCGCCGGCGGUAACGCCCGCCAUGGCUGCUAUGGCCUCGCCGUCACCAUCUUCCUCCUGGGCAUUUUCCGCGACCUCCUCUACGAACGAGCCCUACGCGCCCAGCCCUCCCACCCGCUCCUCGAGACCCCCCUUGCGACUUACAUCUCCUACGCGCUGCUCGCCACCGGCAACUUGCUCGUGCUCUCCUCCAUGUGGGCGCUGGGCAUCACGGGCACGUAUCUCGGCGACUACUUUGGCAUCCUGAUGGAUGAUAUCGUGACGGGGUUUCCUUUUAGUGUCACGCAGAGCCCGAUGUAUUAUGGGAGUACCAUGAGCUUUCUGGGGACCGCGAUUCUGUUCGGGAAGCCAGCGGGUAUUCUCCUGACGGUGGAGGUGUUGGUCGUUUACUUGAUUGCGUUGAGAUUUGAGGAUCCAUUUACGGCGACUAUCUAUGCUAAGCGGGAGAAAUCGCGGAUUGGGGGAAAUGGGGAUGCGAAGAAGGAGUUGUAG